CAAGUGUUCCCCCAUGAAAACCAUGUUAGCACAAUUCAUUCUCGCCCUUAACUUGCUCCAGGCAAUUACAAGUCGAGCAUGGUUCCUCUCCGGCCAGGCCCAACCUCAAGUCCCAUGCCUCUUCAUCUUUGGCGACUCGCUCGUCGACAACGGCAACAACAACAACAUCCUCACGCUCGCCAGGGCCAAUUACCGCCCUUACGGCAUCGACUUCACCGAAGGCUCCUCCGGCCGCUUCACCAACGGCCUCACCACCGUCGACGUUUUAGCUCAACUACUUGGCUUCCGGAGCUUCAUUCCGCCCUACGCGGCGGCGCAAAGAUCUGACAUUUCAAAAGGCUUGAACUUCGCUUCCGGCGCUGCUGGCAUCAGAGAUGAAACUGGCAACAAUCUGGGCGACCACUACCCUUUGGCUCAACAAGUGAACCACUUCCGCGAUACGGCGACGAUGAUGACGAGAAUGUUCAGAGGCAACACCACUCGGGCGACAGAGUACCUCGGCAAGUGCAUCUACUACAUGGGCUUGGGAAGCAACGACUACCUCAACAACUAUUUCAUGCCCACCAUGUACUCCACUAGCCGAGAGUACAGCCCCAGCACUUACUCUGCUCUCCUCCUUCAAGACUACUCAAGACAACUCUCAGAAAUGUACGAUUUGGGAGCAAGGAAGAUGGUGAUCGUGGGAGUGGGGCAGAUAGGGUGCAUACCGUAUGAACUCGCUCGAAAUAACAAUAAUCGUAGCAACAAGAAAGAUCCAUGCAACGAGGAGAUCAACAAGGCGGUAUCGAUCUUUAACACGGGCCUGCUCAGAAUGGUUAAUCGCUUCAACGCCCAGCUGCCGAACGCCAAAUUCAUUUAUCUCAACACUUUCGAGAGCUCCAAGGACGUUGCCUCGAAUGCAACGGCUUAUGGGUUCAAUGUGGUGGACAAGGGCUGUUGCGGAGUGGGAAGGAACAACGGGCAGAUAACUUGCUUGCCGUUUCAGACGCCGUGCGAGGACCGGUCGAGGUAUUUGUUCUGGGACGCGUUCCAUCCGACGGAGGUGGCAAAUGUUAUCUACGCCAGGAAAGCGUACGAUUCCUCUUCUACGUCGGAAGUGUACCCCAUGAACAUAAGGAGGCUUGCAAUGGCUUGAGGAAUCAGGGGAGAAUUGCACGCGUUACUGGUUAAUUUUGGGAGUUUGAAUGACAGAAAUAAAUAAAGCUAGUUAUGUAAUUCUAGAUCGAAUCUCAUGUCUUUAGUAAUGUUUACCUUCAAAGCCUUUCUACUGGACAAUCUCUGGGGCGGG
Molecule: messenger RNA, 1288 nt
Organism: Zingiber officinale
Lineage: Eukaryota; Viridiplantae; Streptophyta; Magnoliopsida; Zingiberales; Zingiberaceae
Product: GDSL esterase/lipase At1g33811-like
Exons: 5
Coding region: 14-1135 (373 amino acids)
Molecular function (GO): hydrolase activity, acting on ester bonds
Source: RefSeq, a predicted model, not a curated record